CACGUCCGGAAGGUUCUGCCCAGGCCGGCCCGCGGCGAGCGCCCCAGGGGCGCCGGCAGGACCAGACCCCGGCCGGCAAGGCGCUCCUCCUCGCUUCACACCCUGUCCCCAACUCGGUCCCCAACGGAAAGUUCAGCUUCGGAUACGUUUUUAAAAAGAAAAAAGAAAUUAGAAAGGGUAAGGGGGUGUGUGUUUAGGACACGGGGAGGCGGUGAAGAGGAGGGGGCAACUUCUCCCUGGGAAACCGCCUCCUACCGAGACCCGAAAGCUGAAGCACCCGAGUUCGUUCGAGGUGGUUUUUUCCUUUCCUUUCUCCCCCCUCUGCUGAUUGAAGAGACGGACCUUGGUCCUGGCCGCUCCCGCUGCUGGGUGACAAGAGCCAGUGCUGCCGCCGCCGUCGCCUCAGCCGCCGCCUCCCCUCUCGCCCUCCCGCCUCCCUCCCGCUCCCUCUCCCCGGCCGCAUUCCCUGCCUCCUUCCUCCUUCCCAGCACCAUGGAGUUCUCCGAAAGGAAAAGAAGCAGGAAAUCCCAAAGCUUCAAACUGGUGAACCGAGAUUAUCACCAUGAGGUAUAUACGAUCUCAGAAUUCAGCAAUGAUGUUAAUGGGGAGGCCAAAGAGACACAACCCAUUUUUUUAGGAGAUGAAAGCAUGGAAAUUAAAAAACAAAUUACAGGAAUGAGAAGAUUACUGAAUGAUAGUACUGGGAGAAUCUACCAGCGUGUUGGCAAGGAAGGAGAAAAAUUAAAAGAAGAGCCCCAGGAUUCAGAUUUAAUCUGGCCUCAGCGUCUGAACUCCUCUGCUGAGGCCCCGCAGAGCCUCCGCCCUUCUUCAGGUGGUGCGUGGAAUGAAAUACCAUCUCAAAGCAGACAACUCUCAGGACAGCAUGGCACCCGCUCUAGAACCUUCCAGAGUCAGCCCCACGCUGCUGGAAGCUCCAAUGGAGAACUUCCAGUGGUGAAUUCGUCAGGUGAAUCAAACUGCUGUACCUGUAACUGCCAGUCAACGUUGCAGGCCAUUCUCCAAGAACUCAAGACCAUGAGAAAAUUAAUGCAAAUUCAAGCAGUUGGAACUCAAAACAGACAACAACCCCCAAUUUCCCUUAUAUGCUCCCAGCGAACUGCUGUCUCACGCAAGAGAAAUAAAAAGAAAAAAGUUCCCCCAAAGACUGUUGAACCUCUUACUGUGAAACAGAAGCCCAGUGUGUUAGAAACUGAAAAGAAGACAGCAGUGGCCUCUGAGCAGUCUGGUCUCCAAGCAGCCGAGCACAUCUCCACUGAGGAGAACCACGUUUUAGGAUUUGGCAUUGUUCUUGAAUCACCUUCCUCAGAUCCAGAAGUGCAACUUGCUGAAGGCUUUGAUGUGUUUAUGCCUAAAUCUCAGCUGGACUCUAUAUUGUCAAACUACACUCGCUCAGGAAGCCUUCUGUUUAGAAAACUGGUGUGUGCAUUUUUUGAUGACAAGACUUUGGCUAACUCCUUACCCAAUGGGAAGAGGAAAAGAGGACUCAAUGACAACCGGAAAGGACUAGACCAAAAUAUUGUGGGUGCAAUAAAAGCCGAGGUAGCUGACUGUGAUGAAAGACUGGACAGCGUUUCUCUACCACCAACAGGUAACAUAUUUGAUACCAGGACAGAAAACAUGGAUGACACAGAAGCAGACUUCACUGUCUAGACUUUGAUUCGAGUGACAUUUUUCUUUAGCACCUGUAACUCUUCCGUUUGAAUUUCCUCUAAGAUCCACGUAAGCAUUUCAGGUUACUGCAAAGUGUGGGUGUUCUGUGAAGUUUACCCUUCAUGUUUGAAUAGUUUUCAUACACUUUCUCAGUAAUAUGUGAUGAUCAAGCCUCCAAUUUGGUAUAAGAUUUUUUUUAAUCAUUUUUAGAGUUGAUUUAUUACCCUUUAAAAGUCCAGCGUGUAAUCCAGUUAGUUCAUUGUCCAUUAUAAAGAAGCAGUUCUCUCUUCCCGGCGUUUUUUCAUAACCUCAAUGUGACUGUAUAGAGUUUGGAAGUAUAUUUAUUUUCAUGUAAAUUGCUUAGAUGCAGUAUUAAGGAGAGUGGUGUUUUCCAAUACUGAGAGAGCAGUUAUGAAGGCCAAAAUUAAUUAGACCUUCAUCUGCCUAGAAGAUGAAAAAGUUGUUUUAGGAGACGAGAUUGCUCUGAUCUAUUAGAUGAAACGCUUGUGACAUCAGUUCCCCAAAAACAAUCAUUUGUGACUGAAUAAGUGCAAAUGAUAUAUGAAUUAUUAGGAAAGAAAACUCCGUCACUUUUUUGUAAAAUCUGGAUUGUAUCAACACAGUGACAAAAUAAUAAAAAGGUGAGAAGCUCAAAGCAACCAGUUAUCUAGCUACCUGAUGCCUAACAACUAUUUUAACAGAUGAUUUUAACUGAGUUGCUGCUGGCCCUGUAAUUUGACAUUGUGGUGACCAACCACAAAUGCACUUAAUUGAUAUUAUAUACUUCAUUUGAUUUCUACUACACUUGCCCUUCAUUUUAUAUAAAACCAGUAUAUUAAAUUCUGAAUUUUUUUUUAAAAAGCUAUAUUGCCAUGUGGGCAUUUGUUUUAUAGAAUUUACCUCCACAUUCCUUUCUCUAAUAAGAUUGUGAAUUUAAAAUUCCAUUUCAUUUAGAAACAUUGCGGAUUUAUACCUCCUGAUUAUAUAAAGCAAAUUACCUUGGAUCUUUGGCACUUGAUCCAAAAGCCAAAAAUUGGCAUGAAAGAAGAUUUGACUCGAGAAAGCUCUCCACCACAUCCCAGGGAGGAAACUUGCCAUGUGGACAAUUUAAUACCUUUCCUUUUAUCAAACCAUAGAAUAUCCCUUUAUCGAAUCCCACCUUUCCUUUAUCCACCCAUAGAACUGUAGAGCUAAAAAUUACUGUAGAGAUCAUUUAGUUCAGCCCCCUCAUUUUGCAGUGAGGAAACUGAGGAGUAAGUCUAAGUGGGUGUCCAGAGCGAUUAACCCACCAGUGUCCAGCCAGGCCUAGAACCUAAAUUUCCUUACUAUCCUGGCCAAGGCAUUUGUGUCAGAUCACACUGAGACAUUAAACCAAGAGAUAGGAAGGGAGCUCUGGGAUAAGCUAGUACUCUGCUGACAAUCAUCUAGUCACCUGAAGAUGACAGGAGGCAUUCCUGUACUGUGACAGAACUGGUUCUAGGUGUGGCUUGUGGAAUCAGUCUAACCACUAGACAGUUACAUCUCAUAUAUGUGUGUCUUUUUUUUCUCCUUCUUUUUUUUAAGUUACAAGAAGGUUCAGAGAAGUUGUUUCCAUCAUGCCUUUUAGUUAGCCUUUUACAUUUCAGGCCAGUGAUGAAUCCUGUUCCUGAAACCAGUCCCUUUGUUUAUCAGGUGGUCUAAUUAAGUACUAAGAACCAGGGCUUUUGUUUUUCUGCAAAACCUGUCUUAAAAUUUGUCUUCUGCCUCCCAGAAGGAAAUAUUUCUCAAGGGACUAGAACAGAUUAAUUAGUGACCUUUUUGUUCAACCUUAUUAAAAUAUGAUGAAUAUGUUGCUAGUAAAGGUGGAAGCAUUUACCCUAGAACUGUGGAAUCUGUUAAAUACGCACCGUGAACCUUCAAAACCGCUUCCUUCCACGACUGGAUGACCACUUGGAUUUUUCAGCACUUGAGGAUCAGGGAGGAUUGUUCAAAUAUGUGCAAUGGAUCCAUAAAUUGGAAAUACAUAUCAUAAAACUGCAACAGUAAAAUCAUAUUUUGUAAAUUAAAAUUGUAUUUGUGUUUACUUACUGUGACUACUGUUCAGACUUUAUUCAGAAAUCCUUUUUAUAGGCUUCUUAGCAAAAAAUAUUCUGUAUCUAUGGAUAAUGUCUCAAUCUCCAUGUAUAUAUGUUUUAUUAAUGUGUAAAUAAUUAGAUUUUUUUAAAUUACUAUGUUCUUUAAAAAAAUUCAACAAAGGACUAGUUGUGAAAAUGGUGUAUAACAUCGUGUUGUGAUAUCAAUUCCCAAGAUUCUCUUUAUGUCCGUUCCAGAAGAAUACAAUAAAUUACUUUAAAUGAACAUGUUUCUUGCUUGUAUGCCAGUCCUCCUGUGUUUCUGAAGAGGAGUCAGUGCUAUUCAUUAAUUAAAAGGUAUUUACUAAUACUCCGGUGAGAUGAAAGUUAUAUCUCCUUAUGAAGAUAAUUUUUAAAAAUAAAUAAACUUGAUUGCCACCCGAAUGAAAGUCUUCAGACAUUGGAAAGCAGUGGGCUUUGUCUGGCUUGUUAGAUCAAUGGCUAUAGCGAGUCCCCCAGCAACACUUGAGCAUUAAGUACUGAUAUGCUUGAAGCCUAAUUUUAAAUGAAUUAGGUAGCAUUAUAAUCUUCACUUAAAAGGUUAAGCUCUGCUUCUAUGGAAACAACACAUCAGAAGGACAAAUCGAUCUUCUGUAAUGCAAAGUGGCUGUUAAAACAUAAUUACUUUAUUCUCUUCCCUGGACACAGGAGGGCACUAGCCCUCACUGGUUACCUGCCCCCAUCCUUCCUCCAAAAGACAUCCCCCGGCCCCUACCAUUGGACACCCACACCUCCAGGCUGAACUCUGGCUCCUCGAGGACUUUGGUUCAGGGUCUGUUCCUUGGUCUCUUACUUUGGAGGGCCCAGAGCUAUUUAGCAGCUGUGAGGGAUGGUGGGCAGGAGGUGUUGGGGACUAGCUGCUGCAUGAGAGAGCAGCUGAAUUAGGAGAAAGCAGUUGACAGGGCAAGCAGCCGCAGAAACAGAAACUCAGGACUGCAGACAGCCAGAGUCAGUCACGUACCCGCACCUCUCUGAAGCUGGGAACUUGCACCAGCCUCCUCCUCCUGCCACAGUGCCCCCCAGGCCAUGAAAUGGUAAGGGUGCCCACAUCAUGUUAUUUGGCCUGGUGCCCCUGGGAUGCCCUUGCACUCAAAUGCUGGCAAAGAACUGUCUUUAUAAUCCAAUAGCGAAGGACCCCGUUUCACCAUAGGAGGCUCCACAGGAAGGGACUAUUUACAUUCUCUUAGAACAGAAGCUCAUAUACCUGCCUCAGUCAUCUCCCCUCCUUUAGGCCCAGCCCUACCUACCAAGUAAUUGAGGGGUGGCAGCUGCUGCACUUCCCAGCUGUACCCGGGGUUCAGCUUAACCAUUUACCGAACAGGAGCUGGGGCCAGGUACUGUGGUGGUUUAGUAAGGUGCAAGGGAGGAGUGGUGAGAGAUGAAGCUGGGGAGUUCUGCCUGGCAUCAAACCAUGUUGGGGCUUGUGGACCAUCCCCAGAAAUUAGGAAGGCAUGGGGAACCACAGAACCAGUAGGAGGUCAUGAUCAUAUUUAUAUUUUAUAUUGAUCCAUCUGGCUGAAGUAUGGAACAUUAACUGUAGAGGGGCAAGCCUAAAGCAGGGAGUCCUAUUAAGAAGCUACUGGAAUAAAAAAAAAAAAAAAAAAAUUUUUUUUUUUUUAGCUCAGGAUAAA
Loxodonta africana (African savanna elephant) is the source of this 5413-nucleotide messenger RNA. It is a transcript of the gene BEND7, whose product is annotated as BEN domain containing 7. The transcript has 8 exons. The record is from RefSeq and is a predicted model, not a curated record. The coding region runs from base 493 to 1671 and encodes 392 amino acids. Gene Ontology annotation, molecular function: DNA binding. Lineage: Eukaryota; Metazoa; Chordata; Mammalia; Proboscidea; Elephantidae.